Messenger RNA from Malassezia pachydermatis, 2016 nucleotides. RefSeq names its product noc2-domain-containing protein. Gene Ontology annotation, biological process: ribosomal large subunit biogenesis. Gene Ontology annotation, cellular component: Noc2p-Noc3p complex; nucleoplasm; Noc1p-Noc2p complex. The record is from RefSeq and is a predicted model, not a curated record. Lineage: Eukaryota; Fungi; Basidiomycota; Malasseziomycetes; Malasseziales; Malasseziaceae. The coding region runs from base 1 to 2016 and encodes 671 amino acids. The transcript has a single exon.
AUGGCCAAAGCGACGAAGCGUACGAAGAAGUUUGUAAAAAACAAACUCGAUGCGACGUUGCAACAGCGACGUGAUGCCAAGAAAAAGCUCAAGUACGUGAAGAACAAGCGCCCUGUGGGCCGACGUGGCGUGGAUGUCGGUGACGAUGAGGCCAGUGAAGCGGAGGACGAUGAGGAGAAGGUCGCAUCAACGGACGCGCAGGGUGGUAUGAGUGUCGAUGAUUUCCUUGCAGGUGGCUUCCGUGAAGGCAUGGACGAUGCGGACGACGAUGACGAGGAGGCUAGCGAUGCCAUCGACGACGACGACGACGACGACGACUUGGACGGCGUCGAUGAGCUCGAUGAAGAGGAGCAUGCGCAGGACCUUGCUAAGCUGGCAGAGACGGACCCUGAGUUCUACAAGUAUUUGCAGGAAAACGAUAAGGACUUGCUAGAGUUUGGCCAAGGGGACGACGAGGCGGAUGACGACGAGGAAGACGAGGAGGAGGAGGAGGAAGAGGCACGCGUGCUCACCAUGGACCUGCUGCGUGCAUGGCAGAAGGAGCUGCUUCGUCACCGAUCGCCUCGUGCCCUGCGCCGCCUCCUACUGGCGUUCCGCGCGGCCGUGUCUACGGACGACGAGCGCGUGGCGUCCACGGCGUUCCGCGUGGAGGACAGUGCUGUGUACUCGAAACUGAUCAUCACGACGUUCAAGUAUAUGCCUAUGAUCAUGGAGCACCAUGUGCCGUACAAAAAAGGGAACGAUGGCAGGUUCAAAGUACCGACCAACACGAAGAAAUGGCAUGCGCUUUUCCGCCCAGUGCGCAGCUACUUUUUGAGCGUCGUGCAGUUCCUGAAGACCUCGCCUGAGCCUGAUAUGGUGUAUGUGGCCCUCACCGAGUCGGCCAAGAUGGUGCCGUAUCUGCACCAUGACCGCCGUGUGACGCGCGACUAUGUGCGUGCGCUUCUGGAGCACUGGGCCACGGGGGAGGACCGUGUGCGACUAGCCGCGUUCUCGUGCUUGUUUGUGACGACUGCCUCGGCGUUCGACGAUGAGAUGAUCGACUUUUGUCUGAAGAGCACGUACCAUACACUGAUCCGGCAUACCAAGCAGACGAAGCCUCACACUUUGGAGCAGAUUGCGCUGAUGAAGAACACAGCAUGCGAGCUGUUUACGCUGCAUCCAGAGGCGAGCUACCAACAAGCGUUUGGGUUCAUCCGUCAGCUGGCCAUUUCGCUGCGCAACUGCCUAAAGCUCAAGACGCAGGAGCAAUACCAGUCCGUGCUGAACUGGCCCUACUUGCACUGCCUUGACUUUUGGUCGUUGGUGCUUGCGAAGACGUGCCAUGUGGAUCUGGAGGCGGCGAGCGGUGUGCCGAGUCCUAUGCGUCCGCUGGUGUACCCCCUGGUCCAAGUGGCGCUGGGCGUAGCGCGCCUCGUGCCCAUGUCGCGCUACUUCCCGCUGCGUCUGCAUGUGCUUCGCUCCAUGCUGCGGCUUAUGCAGGCGACCCAUGUGUAUAUCCCUCUGGCGCCGCUUAUUUUGGAGGUCUUUGACAGCAGCGAGUUCCAGCGCCGCGGCAAGGGCGCGACACUCAAGCCGCUGGACCUCGACACGACGUUCCGUGCGCCUGCGGCGUACGUUCGUACGAAGGUGUAUGCGAAUCAGCUUGCUGAAGAGUUUGCGUUUGCUCUUCUCGAGUUCCUUGCGACGCAGGCUCGCAGCAUUUCGUUCCCAGAGAUGGUCAUCCCGAUGGUCGUCCAGCUUCGUCGCGUCGUCAAGGCAUCGCCCAACACGCGUCUUCACGAUGCGAUCAAGCCGCUGCUCGAUAAGGUGCAGCAGACCUCGACGUGGAUCACGCAGCGCCGUGCAUCGGUGGAAUUCGCCCCGAACCAGCAUGCACAAGUCGAUGCGUUUUUGCGCGACGAGAAAGCGGAGGCGCCGCUGCAGCAGGCGCUGCGGCUCGCGCGGAAAGUCCGCGAGCAGAAGCAGCGUUUGCUGCAGCAGACAGCGCAUGUCGUUGACGAUGAAGAAGAGUAA